Molecule: messenger RNA, 1810 nt
Organism: Mustela erminea (ermine)
Lineage: Eukaryota; Metazoa; Chordata; Mammalia; Carnivora; Mustelidae
Gene: DPP7
Product: dipeptidyl peptidase 7
Exons: 13
Coding region: 51-1637 (528 amino acids)
Biological process (GO): proteolysis
Cellular component (GO): vesicle
Molecular function (GO): dipeptidyl-peptidase activity; serine-type exopeptidase activity
Source: RefSeq, a predicted model, not a curated record
CAGUCACGUGAGCGUGGCAGUCACAUGACCGCAUCCCGGUCCCCAAGAAGAUGGGCGCUCGGCCGUGGCCUGCCCUGCGCUGGGCCCUGACCCUGCUGCUGGUGCUGGGGCCGCGCUGCCUGGAGGCUGGGGCCCCCAGAGCCCCGGAGAGCGACUUCCAGGAGGGCUACUUUGAGCAGCUCCUGGACCAUUUCAACUUCGAGAGGUUCGGCAACAAGACCUUCCCCCAGCGGUUCCUGGUGUCAGAGAAGUUCUGGAGAAAGGGCAAGGGCCCCAUAUUCUUCUACACGGGCAAUGAGGGGGACGUGUGGUCCUUCGCCAACAACUCGGGCUUCAUCCAGGAGCUGGCGGCUCAGCAGGAGGCCCUGGUCGUCUUCGCGGAGCACCGCUACUAUGGGAAGUCACUGCCGUUCGGCGACCGGUCUACGCGGCGCGGGCACACGGAGCUGCUGACGGUGGAGCAGGCCCUGGCCGACUUCGCCAGGCUGAUCCGCGCUCUGCAGCACGACCUUGGGGCCUACGACAGCCCCGUCAUCGCCUUUGGUGGCAGCUACGGGGGGAUGCUCAGCGCCUACAUGAGGAUGAAGUACCCCCAUCUCGUGGCCGGCGCGCUCGCGGCCAGUGCGCCCGUCGUGGCUGUGGCCGGCCUUGGCGACUCCUACCAGUUCUUCCGGGACGUCUCAGCAGACUUUGAGGGCCAGAGUCCCAAGUGUGCCCAGGGCGUGCGGGACGCGUUCCGGCAGAUCAAGGACUUGUUCUCGCAGGGAGCCUACCACACGGUCAGCCGGGAGUUCGGCACCUGCCAGCCACUGUCCAGCCGGGAGGACCUGACCCAGCUCUUCGGGUUUGCCCGGAAUGCCUUCACCGUGCUGGCCAUGAUGGACUACCCGUACCCCACCGACUUCAUCGGGCACCUUCCCGCCAACCCAGUCAAGGUCGGCUGUGACCGGCUGCUGAGUGAGAGCCAGAGGAUCAAGGGGCUGCGAGCCCUGGCUGGUGCGUCUGCCCCUCGGCCCUGCGCCAAGUGUCGGGGGUGGACAUGGCUUGGGGGCGCAGGCCACGCGGAGGCGAAGAGCACCGACGUUCCCAGGCUGGUGUACAACUCCUCGGGCACCGUGUCCUGCUACGACAUCUACCAGCAGUACCAGACCUGCGCGGACCCCACAGGCUGCGGCUCCGGCUCUGACGCCAGGGCCUGGGAUUACCAGGCCUGCACCGAGAUCAACUUGACGUUUUCCAGCAACAACGUGACAGACCUUUUCCCCGAGCUGCCCUUCACGGAGGCGCUCCGCCAGCAGUACUGCCUGGACACGUGGGGUGUGUGGCCCCGGAGGGACUGGCUGCAGACCAGCUUCGGCGGGGACGACCUCAAAGCUGCCAGCAACAUCCUCUUCUCCAACGGUGACCUGGACCCCUGGGCAGGGGGUGGGAUCCGGACUAACCUGAGUGCGUCAGUCCUCGCCAUCACCAUCCAGGGGGGCGCCCAUCACCUAGACCUGAGAGCGUCUCAUCCAGAAGACCCCACGUCUGUCCAGGAGGCUCGUGGGUUUGAGGCCAGGCUCAUCCACAAGUGGGUGGAAACAGCCAGAGGCGAUCAGCGGCGGCAGCCGGCCCAGCGUGGGGGACUCGGAGGUUGAGUGCUCCCCAGCCGACGCCCAGAGAGGACUCCAGGGGAGCAUCUCAGGGCUGUGGGGUGAGCGGCUGCGGAAGCGUUGGGCAGCCCGGUUAGUGCGGUGUGGGCUGAGGGAGCAAACGUGAACACAGACUAGCAAAGCAGCCGCACGGUUAAUAAAACAGAGCCCUCAAUUCA